This is a messenger RNA of Thermothelomyces thermophilus ATCC 42464, 1077 nucleotides long. RefSeq lists its product as uncharacterized. The transcript has 6 exons. Gene Ontology annotation, molecular function: zinc ion transmembrane transporter activity. Gene Ontology annotation, cellular component: membrane. The record is from RefSeq and is a predicted model, not a curated record. Gene Ontology annotation, biological process: zinc ion transmembrane transport; intracellular zinc ion homeostasis. The coding region runs from base 1 to 1077 and encodes 358 amino acids. Lineage: Eukaryota; Fungi; Ascomycota; Sordariomycetes; Sordariales; Chaetomiaceae.
AUGGCGGUCACGCUCUCCGACAAGCAGAGGGUUUCAGCGGCCAUCGUCAUUUCCUCCGCAUUCCUCAUCGCAGAACUUGGAGUCGCCUUUAAGACUGGAAGCCUCGCCCUGAUGGCUGACGCCUUCCACUACUUUAACGAUCUUGUCGGUUUCGUCGCAACCCUGACGUCCAUCACUAUUUCCGAGAAGAUCAAACAUCGCCAGAAUCUCUCCUUUGGUUGGCAGCGGGCCCGGGUUCUAGGCGCCUUCUUCAGCGGAUCAUUCCUGCUGGCCUUCGGAGUUAGCAUCCUUCUCCAAUCUGUCGAGCGCUUCAUCUCGCUCGAAGAAGUCGAUAACGUGAAGCUGAUGCUCGUCGUGGGCUGUGUGGGCCUCGGUGCGAACGUCGUCACCGCCGCGUUCCUGUACGACCGAGCGCAGUCCGAGGGUCGCGCCGACGCCGUCCCCGUCGACUCCCAUGCAGGGCACCGACACAUCCGACGUUCCCUCAAGGAGCCCGGCCGUGAUCUGGGCAUGCUGGGCGCGCUGCUGCACGUUCUCGGCGACGCGCUGAACAACUUGGGCGUCAUCGUCGCCGCCGCCGUCAUCUGGUUCGCGCCGUCGCCUGGCCGUUUCUACGCCGACCCGGCCGUGGGCAUGGGCAUCUCGCUAAUGAUUAUCCUCUCCGCCGUGCCGCUCGUCAGGCACAGCGGCGAGAUCCUACUGCAGAGCGCACCGGCGGGGGUCAGCCUGGGCGACAUCAGCCACGACCUCGAGAAGAUACCGGGCAUCGUCGCGGUACACGAGUUGCAUGUUUGGCGUCUCAACCAGAACAAGGCCGUCGCCUCGGCGCACGUCGUCGUCUCGGACCCGGACGUGGCCAGCUUCAUGGCCCGGGCGCGCACCAUUAGGGAGUGUCUGCACGCCUACGGCAUCCACUCGACGACCCUGCAGCCGGAGCUGCUGCUAGUGCCGCCGUCAUCGCCGCCUCCACCCGAUGGGCCCGUUGUUGCCGUUGCCGAACCGCCCGUGUGCCAGAUUGCGUGCGGGGAGGGCGUCUGUGGUCAUCUCACGUGCUGCGAUCCCCUGAGGCAGGUGUGA